Messenger RNA from Toxorhynchites rutilus septentrionalis, 2653 nucleotides. It is a transcript of the gene AdipoR, whose product is annotated as adiponectin receptor protein. Gene Ontology annotation, cellular component: plasma membrane. Gene Ontology annotation, biological process: adiponectin-activated signaling pathway. NCBI's taxonomy places the organism in Eukaryota, Metazoa, Arthropoda, Insecta, Diptera, Culicidae. The record is from RefSeq and is a predicted model, not a curated record. The transcript has 5 exons. Gene Ontology annotation, molecular function: signaling receptor activity. The coding region runs from base 617 to 1876 and encodes 419 amino acids.
CCAUCGAUCGAUUUUUCCCACAUCGGCUGCUGCUACUGUCUGUCUGUGUUCCUUUUCAGAAUAAGUGCUCGUGUCGCUAGGACACCUAAUAGAGAGCAGUGAAAUUUACCCUACCACAGGAAAAUAUCCAUGUUGAUUCCUUGGGCGACGGAACUAGUAUUGCGAAAUUUAUAGUGGUGGAUAAUUAGAAGUAACACAGUGCACACCCUUCCGCUGUGAUCGCGUGCAAAAUUCAAUCCAGUGCAGUGUUUCUUUUGUUUUUAUCAGUGAAUGGUUGGCGAUUGAUUUUUGGUUUGGUUACUGGGCGACUAAAAGCAAGUAGUUCAGUCCUUCCGAAGUGUAUUUCGAGCUCACGAUUGAUCUACGAACGACAGGAUUGAAAUUCCGGAAGAGAACAUGAAAAUUUGAAUAAUUACUGGUUGUGCUACUUUUCUACGAUUCAUUUUGGCCAUCUUCGCUACAAAAGGAAAACAUUUCCUGGAAAAGGGUGCAGCAGAUUCGCGAUACGGGGAAGGUGUGGAAACCAGGUGGAGUCAAAGUGAAAGUUGCACAAUCUCUCGGAUAGAUCGUAGUCAGUCUUCUAGCCUCGGCGCAGUUGUUUUUGGAGUAAAUAAAGAUGUCAUCACGCUUUGAGCUGGAUAUGCCCGUGGCUGGGCCGGCUAAUCUUCCACCCAUCCAGAGGCGACAUGGUCCGGUGCCGGACGAGGAAAUGCUGACCGUGGUGGAGGCCGAUUACACUAUACGGAAACGGCGAAUUUGGGCUCCCGAGGAGGAAGAUUCACUCGGCUCGGAGGACAUUGAUUUGCUGGACGACGACGAUGAACUCGAGGAGGAGGAGGAUGAUGGCGUCGGAUGUCCCCUGCCGUCGACACCGGAGGACACCCAGCUGCUCGAGGCAGAAAUGACCGAGGUACUCAAGGCGGGCGUCCUUUCAGACGAAAUUGACCUGGGAGCGUUGGCACACAAUGCCGCCGAACAGGCUGAGGAAUUCGUGCGCAAAGUGUGGGAGGCCUCGUGGAAGGUGUGUCACUUCAAGCAUCUCCCGGCCUGGCUGCAGGACAAUGAUUUCCUGCACAAGGGACAUCGACCGCCGUUGCCGUCGUUCAGUGCCUGUUUCAAAUCGAUCUUUCGCAUACACACCGAAACGGGCAACAUUUGGACGCAUUUGCUGGGCUGCGUGAUGUUCAUCGGGAUUGCCACGUACUUCAUGACGCGACCCUCGUUCGAAAUGCAACUCCAGGAGAAGCUCAUCUUUAUGGCCUUCUUUAUGGGGGCAAUUGUGUGUCUCGGGUUUUCGUUUGCCUUCCACACGCUGUGCUGCCACUCGGAGAUGGUUGGCAAGCUGUUCUCGAAAUUGGAUUACUGCGGUAUAGCCCUGCUCAUUAUGGGUUCGUUCGUCCCCUGGCUGUACUAUGGAUUCUACUGUCACUACAAACACAAAAUGAUCUAUCUGACGAUCGUGAUCGUGCUGGGCAUCACAUCGAUCAUCACUUCCCUGUGGGAUAAAUUCUCUCAACCGAACCUAAGACCAUUACGUGCUGGUGUCUUCAUGAGUUUCGGUCUGUCCGGUAUCAUCCCAGCGAUUCACUACGUACUAAUGGAAGGGUGGUUUAGCAAGAUCUCCCAAGCCAGCCUCGGUUGGCUCAUUCUCAUGGGACUGCUGUACAUCCUGGGAGCACUGUUCUACGCACUGCGAGUUCCGGAGCGAUGGUUCCCGGGAAAGUGUGAUAUUUGGUUCCAAUCCCAUCAGAUAUUCCACGUGCUCGUGCUGGUGGCCGCCUCGGUUCACUACCACGGCAUCAGCGAGAUGGCAAUGUAUCGGGUAACGGUCGGCGAGUGUGACAUUCCCCAUCAGCAUCCGGCGAUGAGUUUUUGAGGUUCCUCCAGUGACAACUAGAGAGAGCGACAACACAAAAUGAAACUGCUGCUGUGUGGGCUGAAAUUUGAGGUAUGAUUUCACUCACACCCACCCCUUUCAUGGUUUACUUAAACUCUAUUUAGAUGAAUCUGCAGAAAGGUAUUUGGAUUGCUUAUUAUUCUUUCUUAUUUAAAAUAAAACAGAAAAACAAAAUUGGGAACGAAUGAAUUUGAUCACGAACUAUAAUUUUUGUUAGUUUAUACAAUUGAAUUGUUUUGUUUUCUAGUGUAUAUUGAAAAUUAUUAUUUCGUUUUUUUUUCUUGAACUUUCAUCAAUUUAUAUUCAUGUUUGCCACUGGCCGUCUGGUGUUAUAUUUUUUGUUUAUUAUUUAACGGUCACAUCGGGCGGCCGAAAAGGUGACAGUUGCACAUCCCAAUCUAGAUAAAAAGCUGGCAGGCUGAAUCUACAAACACAAGCUUUAGUAUUUUCUUCUAAUUAUUAAUAACAUUUUUUAAGUCAAAAUAUUAGAUUAUGAGAAAAAGGAACUACACAAGAGAAAGUCGUUAUGUGAAAUUUAAGAAGAUGAAAAAAAAAGUUGUUAACGAAACUAGAGCGCGCAUCCAUACACAUCCAGACAUUGAUGAUGCUAAUGGUAACGAAGGCUAACGGUUUGAAGCAAAAAUAAAUCCAAUAUGAGAACACUUGUAAAAUACAAUUUAUUCACACAACAAUAUCGGUGGAACACCGAGGACUACAAACAAUAAAAUGUCUGCGCUAUGAAGUAUAAUGGUUCAA